AGUCACCAUAACAACUUUAACUUAAUUAAGCAGUUUUGGUGUAUUGAUCAUCUCCCUGCAGUCACAUGGCUCAAUAAUUUGCUUAGUUUAAUGUACACUGUUCACACCCCCAGCAUGUAACUUGCACAGCCCUCCUAAGUACUUCCUGUAAAGUAUGAGCUAAUGUUUACACUUCCUUUAUUGCGUAUUCUGUUUAAUUUAGAAUUAUUAUCGCCUGCUAGACCUUGCAGGAGCCUCCUGUGUGUGAUUAAAGUUCCAUUUACAGAGCUGGAGAUAAAAUUAAGAACAAGAAAGUGAACAUCUGAUUUGAAUAUUAAACAUUUUUUAAUGCAUGCUGUGUCAGUCACAGCUAGGGGAGGUGUGGCUAGGGUUGCAUAAACAAAAACAAAAGUGAUUUAACUCCUAAAUGGCAGAGGGUUGAGCAGUUGGAUUGCAGGGACAUGAUCUAUACCAGCGGUUCCCAAACUGUGUGCUGUGGCGCCACGUACACACAGGGCACACACUCUUAGUUGUACUGUUUUAUGGUAUCCAUGUUAGACUGCUUCCACAGAGCAAAGGUUAGCAAAAUCACUGACUUAUUUUUUCCUACCAAAGAGAGUUGCUGAUUAUUGGCAGACUUUGAAAGUAACUUUGGAAUUGAGCAAUAAUCAUUGGCAGGUCUGUAGACGAAGACUGGUGAUCAAAAAGGAAAUUAAAGGCUUUGUUGAAGCCUUUGAAGGGACUACAGCAGAAUGUCAAAUUAGAGAGUGUCUUCUUUGGCCUAAUUAUGAUGCCUUGCAAAGCAGGGCUACGGAGGGUGAACAUUGGAUAGCAUAACUGGAAGUGUUUGUGGACUGAAUUCACCAGAGAAGUUAGAACAUCAGGAGUGGAAUCAUGUCGGUCAUGAUGGUGCGGAAGAAGGUCACCCGAAAAUGGGAGAAGCUACCUGGGAAGAACACCUUCUGCUGCGAUGGCCGAGUAAUGAUGGCUAGGCAGAAAGGCAUCUUCUAUCUGACAUUAAUUCUCAUUCUCGGCACGUGUUCUCUCUUCUUUGCGUUUGAGUGUCGUUAUCUGGCUGUGCACCUCUCUCCAGCAAUCCCGUUUUUCGCUGCAGUUCUCUUCCUGUUUUCCAUGGCUACUCUGCUACGGACAAGUUUCAGUGACCCAGGAGUUAUUCCUCGUGCGUUGGCAGAUGAAGCAGCCUUCAUAGAAAUGGAAAUAGAGGCGGCCAAUGGAAAUGUGCCACAGGGUCAGCGUCCGCCACCCCGUAUAAAAAAUGUCCAAAUCAACAAUCAGAUUGUGAAGUUGAAAUAUUGCUACACAUGCAAAAUCUUCCGUCCUCCUCGGGCUUCGCACUGCAGUAUCUGCGAUAAUUGCGUGGAGCGCUUUGACCAUCAUUGUCCGUGGGUUGGAAAUUGCGUAGGAAAGAGGAAUUACCGGUACUUCUACCUCUUCAUACUGUCCUUGUCCCUACUGACCAUUUACAUCUUUGCCUUCAACAUUGUCUACGUUGCCCUGAAUACUUUGCAAGUUGGCUUUCUGAACACAAUAAAAGAGAGUCCAGGAACUGUUCUAGAAGUGUUUAUCUGUUUCUUCACACUCUGGUCCGUUGUGGGUCUUACUGGCUUCCACACGUUCUUGGUUUCCUUGAACCAAACAACAAAUGAAGAUAUAAAAGGCUCUUGGACCGGCAAAAACCGAGUUCAAAACCCAUACAGUCAUGGUAAUCUAGCGAAGAACUGCUGUGAAGUUUUAUGUGGGCCUGUGCAACCGAGCAUGCUUGAUAGAAGAGGGAUACUACAAGAACAAGCUGGACAUUCAGGACAAUCUGAACAAGAAAAUUGCACUACACAGCAGGAUCCGGUUGCUGCUGCUCCGCUGAUGUCCACCGAGUCAACUGAAAAUUCCCAACUCCCACAGGAGAAGCCACAACCCAACGCUCUUGAAAUGUCCAUUCAGAUUCCCAAAGAUGCCAGCGAAACAAAAAAUGUGGAAAAGUAGCUGCAUCAAUUUUUUUUUCAAUUAAUGAAAAAGGCAAAUCUAACAAAAGAGAAGAGCAAGAGGAAAGUGACAGAUGACCCUAUAUGCCAUUUUCUUUAGUAUUUGCUUGUGUUAAUUAUGAAGGUAAUGUUUUUGCAAGAUGGAGAACCCUCUUUAUCAGCUUGGAAAAAAGUGCUUAUUUAAACAGACUUGAGGUGCUAGUUGAAUAUGCCAAUGACAUACCUGAAAUCAUUUAAUUGAAGAAAGAAAUUAACGUGACUAAAAGUUGCAAUUUCGCCUCAUUGGAGCUGGUUCUUCAAGCUGCACCUGAUCCUUCCUCUCAAAGGAAUAAGAGAAAGUAGACACUGUGUAUCGGAGCAAGCAGGCAGAGCUUGUGCGUUUGUUUCACCGGAGGACAAUAUAGGUCUUACGGCUAGCGAGCUGCUUGAUCUAUAGUGGUAACAUUGUGUCAUAUAAUUGUCACCUUAAUUGAAAAUAUGCAUUGCUUUUUUGCUAGCCAAGCCUAUUUCCAAGAGAUUGGUUGGACAAAAACCCUGGUUCUCAAAGCUUUGCUAAAUUCAGAGAAAGGUGUUGAAAAGGAAUAUAAUGUGAAAAUGUUCCAAAACAGCUAAACCAGAAAAUUUGGCUUUCCUACGUUAUAUACAAAAGAAGCACCAACCCUCCUCUUUUCUUUACUUAUGUUCAAUAUGAGGGGAAGGUUCCAAAAAUGUUUGUCAUGUGGUGUACUCUCAUUUCCAUGUUCCCUUGUUUUAUAAGGUUUGUCCUCAAUAUUUAGAGUUAGUGGUCUUGCAGAAGUGACAUAUCUAUAGGUAGAAAUAGGCUAUGUAGAGGCCAGUAUGUGUCCCAAUAUUUUUUAUCUCCUAUUGAUGCGUCUAAGAGGCUUUUUUGGACCUCUUCUGAAUUGCAGAAACAAUCUUGCUGCUGAUGAUCUGUUGUAUUAUAAUGCUCCAAAGUGUUAAAAUGAGUUUAAAAUUUAAAAUAAUUUAUUAAUUGUUCAUACAGUGGUUUUUAUAUGUUAUUUAAUAUUUGUUUUAUUUUAGAUAAACAUCAAUUUUAUUUAGAUUUACAUACACCAAGGGCAUAGCUAAAUUUGUGCUGAUUGUACAACAAUUUAGCCAUGAUUUAGAAAAAUAAUUGUUGAUUAACAAAACUAUAACGUAUAUAAUGCGUACAUAAUUCUGGGUUAGAGAUACAUCUUUCUUGUAGUGCUAAUCAUAAAAGAUGGUCUUCCAGAAGCGAAAUAACCAGUGCAAUUUUUUAUAAUAAAUUAUAAUUUGGGGAAAAAAACUUUUUUUCUUACUUUAGAUCUUAUUAUAGAUGUGGUUCACUGGACUGAACCUACAUAGGUUUUUUUUUUUUUUUUUUGUUUGUUUUUUGAUUUUUUGGGGGGGCAGAUUUUGGCCUUUCAGAAUUCUCCCUGGAUAGUGGACCCUACUCAACCUUUAGAUAUAGAGCUCUAUUCUAUAUCAUUAAAGAGUGACCAUUGUGGCAUUAUAAUGCUGAAGCGUAGGUUUGGUUUUCGAUGUUAUGCAAGAGGUAGUAUAGUGUUCCAAAGACCUGGAUUAAAAUCCUGAGAUGCAGAAGACCUGAUUUUAUUGCAACAUGCCAAAUGGUUGAUAUUCUUAAACUAUUUAUGCAAAACCCAUUUGGCUAGUACAUGAACAUGGAAGUCAUUCAUCAAAAAGGCUAACUGAGAUGCUUUUAUAUGAAUGUGUUGAAGCCUCCAUUGCCACGAUGAUGGAAUAUCCCUUACUCUGCACAGUAGUGAGAUUAAUUUUGUUGACACAUCUAGUUCACUUAUAGAGUGAUGACAAAAAUCUAGGUGGUGGAACCUUCGUUGACUCCGUAAAGAGAAUCCUUAUAUAUAUUUUUUUUGUUGCUUGGCAAAGAAAAGAUAAAAUAUAGCACAGUGCUGUCUGGCAUAUUUAAUGUCUAACUGCCACCGACACCAGGCUACAUGGAUUUCCAUAGUUUAACUAAAAUCACCGUACACCUUUUGCUCUCCCAGUAAUGAGAAAUUACCGUUCAAAGGUGUGUCUUGUGUGAUACAUUGAGUAUAUCUUAAGCAUAUUAUUUGGGUCAAUAGACAUUAAUAAAUACUGUUGAUGAACUAUCAGUAUUUUUUAUAUUCUUCCUGUUGAUGUGGCAUCAUCUAUUUGCUUGCUAUAUUCAGAAAAAAAAUAAAUGCAGACAAGCAUAUUUUCACAUAUCUGUGGCAAAAAGGAAAAAAGAGUGUAAUAUAUCUAUCAUAUAGAGGGGUCAAGUUAAACAAGGGACUGCUUUGUUCUGCAAGAUUUCGAUUCCUGUUUAAACAUCUUGACAGGGUGCUUUUUUUGUUCUUUGUCUCAGGUAUUUAUUUCCAUGAGUUGAUGUGGAGUAUUUUUGGAGCACUCUUUAUAAUUCAGGUUUUUUCCCCCACAUCCAAGGGGUCUGACAUGACAGUAUGUCAUGAGCUGCAUCAUGUGCUUCCCAGAUUAUACACCCCUGUCUAUUAAACUCAUGAACUGAAUGGAUAAGGGCUUUGUAAGACUAUCAAUCCUGUGCAUUAGCAUAUCCAUCUGUAGCAAGUAGCAAGCAUCACUAUUUGGCAUGAUUCUCGUUUGAUUUUAAAUCAAAAUAUCGUUGCAGCAAAAGCCAUUUCACGGGGUGAAAAGCAAUUCGAGCCAUAAAUGAGGUUGUAUCUAAGUUGUACUCGGUGUGAAGUCAAGCUUGUCUUUGUCGUUUUCUUGGGUGCUUUAGAAUACAAUGGUUUGUUUUGUCCCAUCUUUGUUUCACUAACAAAUACAUACGUGCAAUCAGAAUAAAAUUAUUACAGGACGUUUGUUCUUAUUUUACAUUUCUGUCUGUAUCUCCCAGAUUGUCUUCAAUAAGCUGCACCAUAAACAGUGGGUACUUUAAUUGUGUUCUUUAUCUCCGAAGCUUUGUGAAAGAAUAUUGAGAAUCGUAAUUUUGAAGAAGCACUUAAAGCAGGCAGUAAUGGGUGUUCUUUUACACUUUUUUUUCCAAUAAACAAGCGUGUUAAUU
Molecule: messenger RNA, 5004 nt
Organism: Pelobates fuscus (common spadefoot toad)
Lineage: Eukaryota; Metazoa; Chordata; Amphibia; Anura; Pelobatidae
Gene: ZDHHC9
Product: zinc finger DHHC-type palmitoyltransferase 9
Exons: 11
Coding region: 874-1980 (368 amino acids)
Biological process (GO): peptidyl-L-cysteine S-palmitoylation; protein targeting to membrane
Cellular component (GO): Golgi apparatus; endoplasmic reticulum
Molecular function (GO): protein-cysteine S-palmitoyltransferase activity
Source: RefSeq, a predicted model, not a curated record